AUGGACACGACACAACAGAUUGCCGAGACUUUGCGCACCGCUCCAGGGCGGAACCCCCCAGGCACAAAAAUGAAUCGCCCCAAACAAACAGGCCCCCGCCCAUGCACGACAACCAAAGUGGGCGCGAAGAGGUUGUCCCUCGUCAAAGGGAUGUUUUUCCCACGACGAAGGGAGCGUGAUACAGAGAGGCUCAGGGAAGGGCACAGGCACCAAAGAAAUCGACAAGUCCAGAAUGAAGCUCCUAUGCACGAGAUAGAUACCAUAUUUAGAGGCCCGUAUGUUGGUGGUGAAACACGAAACGCCAAAAGGAAUUACGCCCGGGAGGCUAAACACCCCCCUUUGACAAGUUACAUUGUGGAUAGCAACUCCCGGAGGAACCAAGUUCCACCUAUUAUCUUCACUCAGGAAGACGCCGAAGGAGUUCACUUCCCCCAUUGCGAUGCACUUGUUGUGAGGGUCGUCAUAGCCCGAAAUGGGCUCAAGCGAAUGUUAGUUGACAACGGUAGUUCUGUCAACAUUCUAUUCCAAUCCGCGUUUGACAAGAUGAUAUUGGAUCAUCAGUUGACACCCACCACGACUCCUCUGUAUGGAUUCACAGGAGAUAGCAUCACUCCAAGGGAAAAGAUAACGCUUGCAUUGGAGAUGAGAGAGUCUCCCCAAGCUACAAUAAACUUCAUGGAGUUCCUCAUUGUCGACAGUCGAUCGCCUUACCAUGGAGUAUUAAGUAGGCUAUCCCUAAAAGAAUUGGAAACAGUCACCUCUAUCCACCACCUAUGCAUGAAAUUUUCGACGAAAAAUGGGGUAGAAACGGUGAGAGGUGACCAAAGAGGGCCGGGAGAGUGCUAUCUAAGCUCCAUCAAAAAGGUAGAACCCCGGGACGUCCAUGUAAUCAUAGCCAAUAUAGUCAUGGCUGACGUCCCAGGUGAUGCUCCCACUGAACCAGAAGAUAUCGAUAUGAUAGAUGCACUACCCAAUCCAGAGGUCUUGGUCAUUGACGAGAUCGAUCCCCGCAUAAUUGAACACGAACCUCAAGCAUCCCCAGUCGAGGAACUUGAGAACUUCUCGGUCGAUCCUAAGGUUGCCCCACACAGGCAGAAAAGGAGAGCCCUCAAUCCUGAAAGGUACGAGGCUCUAAAGGAAGAGGUUCAGAAGCUCAUCCAAAACGGCUUUAUCAGGGAAGCUACCUGUCCUAGGUGGGUCUCCAACCUGGUUUUGGUAAAGAAACACAAUGACAAGUGGAGGUUGUGCAUUGAUUUCACUAACCUCAACAGAGUUUGCCCGAAAGACAGCUUUCCUCUCCCAAGGAUUGACCAACUAGUAGACUCCACGGUUGGGCACAAGCUCGUCAACAAAAUGUUUAUGGACCUCAUCGGCAAGACGAUGGAGGUAUACGCGGAUGACAUGUUGGUAAAAAGUCUGGAGGCUAAGGACCACAUAACGCAUCUCAACAGCACAUUCCAGAUCUUGAGAAGAUAUAGGAUGAGGCUCAACCCCCUCAAGUGCGCCUUUGGAGUGGCUUCCGGCAAAUUCUUGGGAUACAUGGUCAAUCAACGCGGAAUUGAAGCCAACCUGGAGAAGAUUGAGGCCUUAUAA
Messenger RNA from Olea europaea var. sylvestris, 1593 nucleotides. RefSeq lists its product as uncharacterized. The transcript is spliced from 4 exons. The record is from RefSeq and is a predicted model, not a curated record. NCBI's taxonomy places the organism in Eukaryota, Viridiplantae, Streptophyta, Magnoliopsida, Lamiales, Oleaceae. Bases 1 to 1593 code for a protein of 530 amino acids.